This is a messenger RNA of Haemonchus placei, 843 nucleotides long. The record is from the annotation of a GenBank genome assembly. NCBI's taxonomy places the organism in Eukaryota, Metazoa, Nematoda, Chromadorea, Rhabditida, Trichostrongylidae.
AUGUUUUCUCAGAGCGCCACUCGUCGUGAUGCCGGUGUUGCCCUCGGCUUCCGACCGAACUGUCACCCAAAGCCGAUGGGUGGCUGCAAAUGUGACAUCGUUGAAGGAGAUUUGAACACCGAAAUCGAGUUCGACACAAACGAGGAUUGCAGGAAGCCAAUUGAGAUGGUGACAGCAGACAACAAGAAGAAGCUGAACAAAGAAAUCGAGCAGAAGUUCGGCGGUUUCAAGGACAACUGCUUCCCGAAGCCAUCGGGUGGCUGCAAAUGCAACGUCGAUUUGGGACAUGGCGAAGAAGUCGUCGAAUACACGGCUGAUGCUCAGUGCAAGAAAAGUCUCGAAAGUCAAACAGCUGAGCACAAAACUGAGCUGAACGCGGAAAUCAAGGAGAAGUUUGGCGAUUUCAAGGAAAACUGCUUCCCAAAACCAUCAGGUGGAUGCAAGUGCAAUGAGAAAGAUGCUCAUGGUAACGAGGUGGUCACAGCUUACAACAACCCCGAGGAAUGCAAAGUCAGCCGUGUUAAACGUGAUGUCGGGGUAGCUACUCAACGUCAGCCUUCCAGUGUCCAUCAGACUCAACAAAAAGCUCGUGGCCGCGACCAACCUAGCCAGAAUGUACGCGACCCAGUCAGGGAACGUGCCCAGGCCAACUAUGCUGCAGUACUUGACGAACUUCAUAACAAAUUCAAAGGACUCAAGGAGGGCUGUUUCCCACGACCCAAAGGAUGCCUCUGUGUGAUCGGGAAGACGGCUGAGGGACGAGAUAUUACUGAACGUCGCAUGAAAGAUGCUGAUUGCAAAUGCAAAGAAGGAGAACGAGGACAUGGAUGUCCUGCGGCUUGA